GUACUAGCUACCGAAACUGACAGGGCGAUGCUGAGCUGCAUUCCCAUCGUUAUACGAGGCGAGGAGGACGUAUCCCCAGGACGUUAACAGCGCCAGAACCCCACAAAAUCCAGGAACAUUGUAAAAUAACCGCAGGAGAACUCAAUCACUACCAUCAUGUCGGCUGGAGGUGACUUGGGGAACCCUCUGAGGAAAUUUAAGCUGGUGUUUCUAGGAGAGCAGAGCGUGGGGAAGACCUCUCUGAUCACCAGGUUCAUGUAUGACAGCUUUGACAACACGUAUCAGGCCACAAUUGGUAUUGACUUCUUAUCGAAGACGAUGUACCUGGAGGACCGAACAGUAAGGCUGCAGCUGUGGGAUACUGCAGGACAGGAACGAUUCAGGAGCCUCAUCCCGAGCUACAUCCGAGACUCAACAGUGGCUGUGGUCGUGUACGACAUCACCAACGUGAACUCCUUCCGGCAGACCUUUAAAUGGAUCGACGACGUGAGGACUGAGAGGGGCUCUGACGUCAUCAUCAUGCUGGUGGGCAACAAGACAGAUCUGGAGGAGAAGAGGCAGAUCACCAUCGAGGAGGGGGAGCAGAGAGCGAAAGAACUCAAAGUCAUGUUCAUUGAGACCAGCGCAAAGACAGGCUGCAAUGUAAAACAGCUGUUUCGCCGCGUUGCUGCCGCCCUACCUGGAAUGGAAAGCUUGGACGAUGCCAACCCCGAAGGCAUGAUUGACAUCAAGCUGGACAAACCAGCAGAGCCGACCGUCCCCGAGGGCGGGUGCUCAUGUUAGUGCAGAGCUGCUGAUUGCACAGCUCCCCCUCACACCAUAGGCUUGUUGUGUUGCUUACUACUGGUUAGCUGCCAGUCAAAUUCUCUAAUUGGAUAUGGGAUCCGGGCCUUGUGUCUGAUUGGAAAAAAAUCUCACUUUAUCUUUCAGUCUUGUUCAGUUGUAAAAUAUUGUAUACUUUGUCAAUAUGUAAGUGCUGGAAAGAAAAACAGGGGAAAGAUUCAUUGAACUAAAACAAAAACAACAACAAACUAAGAGUUUUGGCUGAUGAAAAGGGGAUACAAAUAGGAGUUCUUUUCGCCAUUAUGUUUUGUAUUUUUUUAUAUAUAAAAAAGGUAAAGCACCAAAAAUGAUGCCUCACCAUAAAAGGAGAAAUAUUCGGGUUAAGCCAUUUUUCCAAGAUGGCCGACGACCACAUCUGAAUGUCUGCAGCACGCAUGCACACCGAUCUGAUCUACGACCUCUCCACCUCCAGAGUAUCUCUCCCUCUCUCUACCCUGAUCUGAUCUGUGACCUUCCCGCUUCCAGAGUCCGUCUCUCUCUACCCUGGGAAGGAAAGGGUUGGCAGAAUGUAUCAGAGAAUGUUCCAGAGCCUUUGGAGGCCUACCCCCCCCCCCCCCCCCCCCCCUCCCUCCCCCCACGAGAUUCAAAUUACAGUUGGUUCCACCGAACAGUAGCAGUGAAGAUAUAGUGACACUAUAUAUAUAUAUAUGGGUUUAACUUUUAUACGACAAACUAGUCUGUGGUCAAAGAAGAGUAACAAUAAUAAUAAGAAAAAGAAAAAGAAAAAAAAAGGAUGACUUAAUAUCACACACUUAUUUCAGUUUCCCCACCACCCCCACACCUACUCCCAGUCAAUCCACACCUACUCCCUACCCCCCCACCACCACCCUGUUCCCGUAACACAUUACUGAAGAUCCACUGUAAUGCACUGCACUGUAUAUAAUAAUGUAAUAUGUAUGUUGUGAACGUCCCUCUGUAGAAGUGGUCCUUGUUCACCAGUAUGAAUAAUGUAAUAAUGUUUAAUGAUUAAUAAAUGACAGAUUAAAGGGCUUCACUCUCCUAACCAUCAACACUAA
Messenger RNA from Gadus macrocephalus (Pacific cod), 1859 nucleotides. Its product is annotated as ras-related protein Rab-6B-like. The record is from RefSeq and is a predicted model, not a curated record. Lineage: Eukaryota; Metazoa; Chordata; Actinopteri; Gadiformes; Gadidae. The transcript is spliced from 8 exons. Gene Ontology annotation, molecular function: GTP binding; GTPase activity. The coding region runs from base 157 to 783 and encodes 208 amino acids.